This is a messenger RNA of Cyprinodon variegatus (sheepshead minnow), 3232 nucleotides long. It is a transcript of the gene man2b2, whose product is annotated as mannosidase, alpha, class 2B, member 2. NCBI's taxonomy places the organism in Eukaryota, Metazoa, Chordata, Actinopteri, Cyprinodontiformes, Cyprinodontidae. Gene Ontology annotation, cellular component: lysosome. The transcript is spliced from 19 exons. Bases 44 to 3085 code for a protein of 1013 amino acids. Gene Ontology annotation, molecular function: alpha-mannosidase activity; carbohydrate binding. The record is from RefSeq and is a predicted model, not a curated record. Gene Ontology annotation, biological process: mannose metabolic process.
AUAAACAAUAACAAGAACAACGAGGAAGUGUCGCUGAAGAAAAAUGAGCGUUUUAACCCUGAUCGUGUUGGUUUGCUGCUUCUGUUCGGGUCAAACCUUAGAACAGGAUCAGAUCAUCCAAGCAUUUGUCAUUCCUCACAGCCACAUGGAUGUAGGCUGGGUUUACACCAUCCAGGAGAGCAUGCACGCCUAUGCAGCCAAUGUGUACAGCAGUGUGACAGAGGAGCUGUCUAAAGGGAAGGGGCGCAGGUUCAUUUCUGUGGAGCAGGAGUUCUUCAGACUAUGGUGGGACUCUGUGGCUUCAGACACGCAGAGGAAACAAGUCCGACAGCUAGUGAAAGAAGGUCGGCUGGAGUUCAUCAUCGGAGGCCAAGUGAUGCACGAUGAGGCCGUAACAGACCUGGAGGAUGAGAUCCUGCAGCUGACGGAGGGCCACGGCUUUUUGUACCAAACGUUUGGCGUGCGGCCGCAGUUCUCCUGGCACGUGGAUCCGUUCGGAGCCUCUGCUGCUACGCCGGUGCUGUUCUCCCUGGCCGGGUUCAACGCUCACCUCAUCUCGCGCAUCGACUACGACCUCAAAGACAGCAUGCAGAAAAAGAAGGAAAUGCAGUUUGUGUGGAGAGGUUCUCCAUCUUUGAAAGCCCAGCAGGAGAUCUUCACUCACACCAUGGACCAGUACAGCUACUGCACUCCAUCUCACCUGCCGUUCUCCAACAGAUCUGGUUUCUACUGGAACGGUGUAGCUUUGUUCCCAGACCCCCCUAAGGACGGAGUCUACCCCAACAUGAGCCUCCCCGUCACCAAGGAGACGAUGCGUUCGUACGCUGAGACCAUGGUGGAGAACAUCAAGCAGAGGGCUGCUUGGUUCAGGACCAACCAUUUGCUCUGGCCAUGGGGCUGCGACAAACAGUUUUACAACUCAUCAGUUCAAUUCAGAAAUAUGGACCCUCUGAUGACGUACAUCAACCAGAACAGCAAGGAGUUCGGAGUAACGGUCCAAUAUGCAACACUGAGCGAGUACUUCCUGUCAGUCCACCAAUCAAAUCUUACCUGGGCCGUCCGUGGAAGUGAGGACUUUCUGCCAUAUUCAACAGAGCCCUACCAGGCAUGGACGGGGUUUUAUGCUUCUAGAAAUGUCCUUAAGGGAGUGGCACGGCGGGCCAGUUCCCAGCUGCACGCAGCAGAGACACUCUUCACCCAGUACCGGAUCAGCUACCCGGAUGGACCAGUAGCUAAACCCUGGGCUCUGGUUAAACUCAGGGCUCUACGCUGGGCAGUCUCAGAGGUCCAGCACCAUGAUGGCAUCACCGGUACUGAGUCUCCUAAAGUGGCAGAAAUGUACAUGGAGCACCUCCUGCAGGCCAUGAUGGGAGCUGAGGAGCUCUUAGCCGCGCUUUUCCUGCUGCCGCAUAACCAGGCCGUUCCUAGAAGGAACCCCCAUGGAGAAGGUGCGGAUCAGGCUCAGGAGCAGCACCUGAUUAUUUACAACCCUUUGGCGUGGAACGUCACAGCUAUUGUUAACAUCACCGUAAUGUUCCCCAGUGCAGCCGUCCAUGACGAUGAUGGCCAGCCUGUCCCUGCGCAGAUCCAGCGGUCGGCGCAGUCCAACUCCACCUACGACCUUUUCUUUGUGGUUCAGCUCGCCGGCCUUCAGCACAGGAAGUACUCCGUUCGGUUCUCUGAGGCGCCGUGUUCUGGGAGGUCCGAGUGUGAGCGCACCUACGAAGCCCAGGGAGUUGUGUUCGAGCGGCGGCGUGUGAGGGACUGGCAGAAAACAGGGAGGCGGCUUCUGCCUAUACUGAAUGACUGCUACAAACUCAUGUUUGACCAGGACACCAACCUGCUGCACAGCGCCACCUACCUACAGGAGAGAAGGCAAGUCAUGGUGACGCAGGAUUUCUGGGAAUAUAACGCCAACGGAGACGUGGAAGCGGGACCCAUCUCCGAUAACUACAUCUUCAGCGCUAACGGCUCAGCCUCUCGCGCCUACGAAGCGGUGGAAAUGGAGAUCGUCCCAGGGAGGGUGCUCACUGAGAUCAGGCAGCGCUUCUACAGAGAGGAAGGCGAUAAGGACUACGCCUACUCCAUCACCACCCGUGUCCCAGAAUACUCUGGGGCCGGAGCUCCCUGCCACAGACUGGAGCAGACCUACUCUCUGGGCCCCCUGCGCCUCAACACAGAGGUGGUCCUCAGAACCAGCUCCUCCCUCAACAACAACAAGACUCUGUACUCUGAUGACAACGGCUACCAAAUGAUGAAGAGAACCUACAAGAAAUUCCCCAAUAACACCUUAGCAAGGAAUUAUUUCCCCAUGGUCCGAGCGGCCUACAUCCAGGAUGACCUCAGCCGCCUGGUGCUGCUCAGCGACAGAGCCCACGGCGUGUCCAGCCAGGCUGAUGGACAGAUUGAGGUGAUGCUCCAUCGCCGUCUUUGGAACAACUUGCAGUGGAACCUUGGCUACAACCUGACGCUAAACGACAGCUCGGUCGUGACGCCCACGCUUUGGAUGAUGCUGGGCUCUGUGAGCACAACUUCCAAGCUGUACCAGAGGGGGGCGGUAGAGCUGCAGCAUCGGCCAGUGGUCAUGUCAAUAGACCAACCUGGGAAGAGAUGGACUGGAAAAGAGCCCAGCUUUAACCCUCCCAUCCCUCCAGUUGUUCUGCCUCCUAACCUCCACCUGCUCAGCCUCAGCAUCCUAGGAUGGAACUACAGCUCCAAUCAUGAUCUGCACAUCAGCCACCUACAUUCAGGUAAGCAAGUGGACUCUGAGCCAGACUACGAUCGGGUUCUGUUGAGAGUAAUGCAUCUGUAUGAGGAGGGCGACGACCCCGAGCUCUCCAAGCCUGUCACCGUAAACUUCAAGGAUGUUUUGAAGGGUUUAGGGGAGGUGAGGGACCUGGAGGAGCGUUCUCUGACAGGAACCUGGAAUAUCACCAGUCUGCAAAGGUGGAAGUGGAAAACUGCUGAUAACUUUGGAAAAAAGAAUGAACAGCAUGGGAGCAGUGUGGGUAAAGAUUUCACCGUCACCAUCUCACCCAAAGAGAUCAGGACCUUCUUCAUUCACUUCAGCUCCAGAAACUGCUGAACAGACCCUCCUAUUAUCUUCUGUGAAGAUCAAAACUUUUUGACAAAUUGUUCCUUAAAAGAUUUAAUAAUUUGCUGCUUGAUGAUUUAAUGCAGUUUUUGCACAAUGUGUUGAUUUCUUUGAUGGAUCAAAGUGAUCAUGUGUUCU